AUGACACGUGUCAGACAAAGCACAGGUGUCUACCUGGAACCCGUGUCCCUCUCCACCUCUCCCUCCUCCUCCCCCUCCGCCUCCGCCUCCCCCUCCCCCUCCCCCUCGCCGCAACCCACGUGCGCCUCCUGUCCGCCGUCGCUCCUCGUCAACUGCACGGCGCGGCGCCUCAUGUGGUUCUUCCUGCGCGCGCCGCACGCCGACGCCACCGUCGCCGCCUUCUUCCCCUCGCAAGCGCUCGCCGUCGCGCGCUCCUUCCAUGCCAACCGCCAGCCGCACCUGCUCUCCGCCACGCUGCGCCGCGCCGCGCUGUGCCGCCCCAACCCCCAGUGGGGGGAGGCCGCUCCGCCCGAAGUUCCCCCCGCGGCGCUGAGCGUGAAGGAGAGCGAGAAGCGGUGGUGGGUGAAACAGAUGGUGCGUCGGAUGCUCGUGGCGGGGGAGGGGGAGGAGGAGGAGAUGCAGGACGCGCGCGCGCAAGGCAGUGCGCGUGGGAGCGGCAAGGGGCGGCCGCGGAGGCAGUCGAUUCUGUGCGCGCGGCUGGAAGCCGCGGAGCUGUUUGCGCUGGCGCAGGCGCGCGGACUCAUCCACGCGCAGCACUCCCCGCAGGCGGACCUCGUGCGCGCGCAGGCGCGCGCGCGCGGAGCUGUUGUGGUGGUGCGCGAUGUGAGUGUCGCCCCUGAGAGUGAGCCCAUGGCGGACGAUGCGGAAGAUAGCGAACAAGGGGAGGAGGGCAUGGGGACGGGGAGGAACGACAGCGUGGGAGAGGGGGAAGAGGGGAGAGGAGCGGGCGGAGAGGGUGGUGCGGGUGCGCGAGAGGCAGCAAGCGGGGAGAGAGGCCGCGGGAGUGAAGGCGUUGAGGAGAGCGCGGGGAAAGGCUGGGCUGUUGCUGAUGGUGCGGAUGGUAGGGUUGUGACCCGGCGCCUCAGUGCAACGGAUGGCCCCAGUGAUAAUGGUGGUGGCAAUGGCGGUGCUGUGGGGAGAGGUGCUGCAAUGGGAGAGUCCCUGGGGGUGUUCUACUGCGCGGUGCCCAAGGCAGCCUGCACCAGUUGGAAGAUGUGGAUGCGCCAGCAGCACCACGAUCCCAACGCUGCCGACCGCUCCUCCGUGCACCGCCCCUACCGCUCGCACCUCCCGGCCGUCUGGUUCGGCAUGUCCGAGCCUGAGGCCAUCCGCGCGGUCACCCGGCGGGACCUGGUGCGGUUUGUGUUUGUGCGGAACCCGUUCUCGCGGCUGGUCUCGGCUUACAUGGAUAAGGUGGUGCAGGGCGAGGGCAUCGGCAUGCGCACCCGCAUCGGGUGGACUCUGCGCUUCUUCUUCCGCUUGGCGACAGUAAGCCGCCAAACGCACCGCCCAUUCGCCCUCUCCGACCUCUCCCACCCCUCGCACCUCGCUCCCGCGCUCUCCCCGUGGGGGGCGCUGCGCCUGAUGCUGGGCGCGGUGGUGAGCUUCAAGGAAUUCGCUCGCCUGGUGGAGGAGGCGCGGCGGAUGGAUGAUCUGGUCGCCAUGGACAACCACCUUGCACCGCAGACCUUCCUGUGCGGGUUGAACCACAUCAAGUACGACGUGGUGGGGCGCUUUGAGCACAUGCAGCAGGACGUGCAGGCUGUGCUCUCCGCACUCGGCAAGCCCGCCGUGGCAGAGGAAGAGCGCGGAGGCAAGGUGGAGGACCCGUUUGCUGCGGGCAAGGGCGUGCACUUCACAAACUCGUCCAACCGCGUGUUUGACAUGAUUCAAGACAAGGAGACCUAUCUGAGGGUGAAGCGGAUAUACGCCAUGGACAUGCACUCCACGCUCAACGAUCUGCACUACGACCCACCCGCAGAUUUGGCAAAGAAGUUUGAAGGUUGA
Molecule: messenger RNA, 1848 nt
Organism: Closterium sp. Naga37s-1
Lineage: Eukaryota; Viridiplantae; Streptophyta; Zygnematophyceae; Desmidiales; Closteriaceae
Source: the annotation of a GenBank genome assembly